UUCACCGACGAUUCUGUAUGACAACUGUUCAAUUUCUGGAAGAAAUGCUACCGUGAAGUGGACUGUGCCCGAACACCAUUUUUGCAGCAUCACCAUGUACUCUAUUGACUAUAGAGAGACAGAGCCAACCAUUGAGAACUGGAGGCAGUUAAACGUUACGGGAAUUACAAGUUAUGAACUGCAUCUUCAGUACAGCAAGAAAUAUGAAGUCAUAAUUUUUGCUUGGAACAAACUAGGACGGAGUAAAACCAGCGAGGCGUGGGAUCCUAGAACAGCACAAGAUGUGCCGUUUGAACCAACCCUGCAUCAGCCAAUUCUAGGACAGUGCAACAUCAUUAACGCAUCAUGGAGUCCACCAAUGCGAGAGGCACUUGGAGAUCCAGUGUCCGCUUAUGUACUUCAGAUAAAAAGGACUGGGUCUGAAGGAUCUUGGAUCAACUGCUCAUCUUUCAGUGUUUUAAACUCAAUUUCAUGUCUAUAUGCUGACUUGACACUAUAUUCAGAUUAUGAUGUGAGAGUGCUGGCUAAAAAUAAAAUCGGGUACAGUUUGCCAUCCAACGUAUUGAAAAUUACUACAAGAGGAGCAGGUACAGAGCAAUCCUCAUUAUCACUCAAUAAUAAAUUCUGAUUUAAAUAAAGACUAAACCUGUGUAAUACAUUCCUCA
Molecule: messenger RNA, 665 nt
Organism: Stylophora pistillata
Lineage: Eukaryota; Metazoa; Cnidaria; Anthozoa; Scleractinia; Pocilloporidae
Product: protein sidekick
Molecular function (GO): protein binding
Source: RefSeq, a predicted model, not a curated record